GCAACCAUAUUGCAGAUUCAUUCGAGUAAUGGCAGAAAGGUCUCCGACAUCUCGUCCCAAGGAUUCCUCCAUGGACCAUCCUACUUCAUCCGCGAGAUGGACACCGUGGCAUUCCCUGUCACUCGGAUCUGUACGAAGACCAAGAUCACCAAGCUCAUCAUUGGAGAGUAUAUGAAGGAAAGGACAAUUUCGCGUUUGGUGCAGGGGAUCAACUUAAUGAUUUCGAACGUCAGAGAUGGAAUUGAACAUGAAUCGGGCCAACGCCAAGGAGAUGGAAGCCAGAUCAACGCCAUUACAAACCCAGGCCUAUCACGGCAUUCUACGUCUUCCGAAUCGGGAUCAGAACUGCAGUCCACUGAAGACCACACGAGAAGUGCGCGGAAAAGGUCUUGGCUGGCAGAGAGCACCCAACAGCAGCGGAAGAAAACGAAGCGCCACCAGGGACAGCGGUAUAUGCACUGUUUGAGUUUGAAGGUCAAAGAAGGAUUACGAGACCUGUUCACGCUUGAUUUGAACACUUCCUUCCCCUGUAUCCAUGAGAUCCCCCUGUCAAAUUUGGAGCCCAGCCCUGCUGCUUCGAGAGACAAGAGUAUCAUCGUCAUGGUGAGCGAGAACAAGAAUGACGGAGGGCACCCCUUGAAGAUCAAAGGGAACAAGGAAGAAUACCCGGGCAUCAAGGCUGCGAAACCCACAAGAAUCCGAGAGUUUGACGGCAGAAUGGACACCGUGGCAUUCCCUGUCACUCGGAUCUGUACGAAGACCAAGAUCACCAAGCUCAUCAUUGGAGAGUAUAUGAAGGAAAGGACAAUUUCGCGUUUGGUGCAGGGGAUCAACUUAAUGAUUUCGAACGUCAGAGAUGGAAUUGAACGUAAAUCGGGCCAACGCCAAGGAGAUGGAAGCCAGAUCAACGCCAUUACAAACCCAGGCCUAUCACGGCAUUCUACGUCUUCCGAAUCGGGAUCAGAACUGCAGUCCACUGAAGACCACAUGAGAAGUGCGCGGAAAAGGUCUUGGCUGGCAGAGAGCACCCAACUGCAGCGGAAGAAAACGAAGCGCCACCAGGUGAAGUAAUUCUGAACCCAGCAAUGCUGGCAAAGUGCUAUUUUGGU
This is a messenger RNA of Darwinula stevensoni, 1109 nucleotides long. The record is from the annotation of a GenBank genome assembly. NCBI's taxonomy places the organism in Eukaryota, Metazoa, Arthropoda, Ostracoda, Podocopida, Darwinulidae.